UCCAAGCAUAAAUGUAAUCAAAAGAAAGCAAUAUAAUAAACAUAAACAGUGUUGGACUUUGAGCACAUUCGCCAGCUUAUUAUUCAAUCUGAACUGCAACCUUCACGCGACUCUGUGUUCUGUGUGAUAAAGUUCAUUUUUAAUAUAGUGCGACGAGUAGUCCAGCGUCAGAUAUACCAAAAAUAGUAUAACUGAAGAAAAAUCAACAUUCAUGCCUAUUCAACAUUUUCCUUUGGAAACAACUAAUUGUACUCCAUCACCAUCAAUUCGAAUAACCAAUGGAACUGAAUGUAAAGUAUUGAUUGCUAUUACUGUUCCAACACGUAAUUGGAAAUACAUAUUCAAAGUUCGUACAGAUAUAUUAAUUGGUGAAUUAAGAAAACAAGCAAUUGAAACAUACAAUUUAAAAGAAUUAGAUUUUAUUAAUUAUGGUUUAUAUUUACCACCAGAAAGUGGUAAAAAAGGCAAAUUUUUACAAGAUGAAAGAACUAUAUCAGAAUAUCCACAAUUAGUUGCUAUGAAAUUAAAUCCUUAUAAUGAUAAUCAAUUAUUACAUGAAAUAGAAUCAAAUGGAUUAAUGAAUGAUAGAAAAUCUAAAGAACCUGUUGUAUUAGAGCUUCUACCAAAAAUUCGUUUUGUUGAAGAAUAUCGUCUAGAAGGAUCCAAAUCAACAACUAAACGAAUUCAUUCAAAGCAUCAUCAAAAACGCUUAUUAUCUGCUAUAAAACGUAAUGAUAUUGGACGUGUUACAGAUUUAUUAGAACAAGGUUUAGAUCCAAAUUUUCAAUAUCCAUCUAGUGGAGUAAUCCCAUUAGGUUGUGCAGCAGAAUUAACUGAUCCACGUGAAAUGAUAUUACAACUUGUUAAUGCUGGAGCACAUUUAGAUUAUCGUGAUUCCGAUACAAUGACUGCAUUACAUAGAGCUGCAAUCAAUGGAAAUUUAAAAGCUAUUGAGGUAUUUUUAGAAUUGGGACAAAAUCCUAAUGUACGUGAUAAAAAUGAUUUAACACCAUUAUAUUAUGCUUGUUCAGAAGAUAUUCAACCAGAAUGUAUACAGCGUUUAUUAUUUGAUCAUGCUAUACUUGGUGUAACCGAUGAUAAAGGUAGACAAGAAAUUCAUCAAGCUUGUUUAAAUGGUCGUAGUAAAACAUUAAAACAAUUAAUCAUUUAUGGAGCUGAUUUAAAUGCACAAGUUGAAAAUCAUAAUACACCAUUACAUUUAUGUGUAUUAGCUGAUGAAAUGGAUUGUUUAAAUUUAUUAUUACGUUAUGGUGCAUCACCAACAUUAGUUAAUUUAUCUGGACAAACUCCAUAUGAAUUAGCUAUACUUAUUGAACGGAUGAAUUUAGCAAAUAUUUUGCAGAAUUUUGAUGAACAUUUAGUUGAGGGAAUUGAUCAAAAACCUGUAUACAAUAAAGAUAGACGACCGACAAUUCAUGGACCAAGAGCAGUGUAUGACAGUGUUCACUUACUUCAAUAUAAUCAUAAUAGUAACCAUAGUAACAGUAAUAAUAAUAACAAUAAUAAUAAUAAUGGUAACACAAUAAGUACACGUAAACUAAGUAAACCAAUGUCAAUAGACAGAGAAUUACCUCCAACUCCUUAUCAAAGAUGUUUAUCAUUUGACAUGAAUGAUUUAAGACAACUUACACCAAAACGAAUUAAUCAAUAUGUAUUUCAUAAUAAUAAAAUUGAAUCGGGAACACCAGAUAUAGUUAGACGUAAUAAUCUUGAUAAAAAGGAAGCUACUAUUAAUAAUAACAGACCAUUAUUACCUAUUCGACGACAAAUGACAUAUAGUAAUGAUAAUGAUCAUUGUGGAGGAACGAUUUAUAAUGAUAAUAAUUCACAAGAUAUUCUCAAAUUUCCUCGACGAUUAAAUUUCCUAAGACAACGUUAUCCAAACUAUCGUAUACGUUCAAUCAUUUUGGAACGUGGAAUAACUGGUUACGGUUUUAUUAUGCAAGGAUCAGAUAAUUUUAAAGAAAGAUCAUUUAUUGCUAACAAUUUACCCAGUCAAAGGAUUUUGAGCGUUCAACCAAAUAGUAAAGCGGAAAAUGCUGGACUUGUACCAGGCGAUUAUAUACUUGAGAUUAAUGGUAUGGAUGUUUAUGAUGCAACGCAUACACAAGUAGUUGAUUUGAUUACAACAACAAGAGAUAUGUUACAAUUAAAAAUUAUCAACUUUCAACAGUUGCCAGAAAUUCAGUCGAGAGUUAUUAACGGUAAUCAUGGUAAUAGUAAUAAUAAUACUACUACUAAUAAUAAUAAUAGUAUUAUUACUAACACAAAUCUCAACUACAGUAAUAACAAUACUAGAAUAAUGCAUCGAACUAGUUUUUUACGUGCUGAUCUUAGACGACGUAAUACACAACGUUCUACAAGUGUUGAUAUGGCAUGGAAUACUCGACAGCUUAGUAUUGAUAAUAAUACAAUGGAUAAUAAUCAUAACAUUACUACUACUACUACUACUACUACUACUACUACUACUACUACUAAUAAUAAUAAUAAUAAUAAUAAUAAUAAUAACUAUCGUCGAUCCAUUCAAUCACUGAAUACUAGUAAAGCUAAUUAUUUAGAAAGAAAAUCUCGAUCAGUUGUUUUAAUCAUUAAAGAUGAAACUGAACAGUUGAAAGAUUCAUCAAGAACAACAACAACAACAACAACAAUAGCAGCACGACCACUGUCAACAACAUUAUCAUCAUCAUCAUCAUUAUUAUUAUCGCCAUCAAUUUCAUCAUCACCAUCAUCAUUAUCACCACAUAUCAAUAAUACAUAUACUGAUAUUACUAAUUUCAAUGAUAGUAGUAAUUAUAAUAAUCAACUUGAAUGUCACAUAUCAAAAUCAUCAAAUUUAUUGUUAUCAAAUGAAUUGAAAAACUCUGAACUUGAUCGAUCAGCAACAACACCAACAAUAACAACUUUACAUAAUGAAUUAACUAAUAGACAAGAUAAGUAUAAAUUCACUAUGAAAUCAUUAUCAUCUUUAACAACAACAACAACAACAACAACAACAUCACCGUCGUCAUUAUCAUCGUCAUCAUCAUCAUUCUCUGCUCAACAUCUUUUAUAUUUAUCAUCAUCGUCUUUAUCAUCAAAAUAUAAACAAGAUAAUAAGAUGAUGAAUACAUUAAAACAAUAUCAUAAUGAUACAUCUGAUCAUAAAUGGGAUUCUGAAUCAGAUUUAUUAAAUAUAUCAGAAAUCACUGAGAUUUCUGUUAUAUCUAUGAAUGGUGAAACAUUGAAUAAUAAUAUUGAUAAACCGGUAGAAUAUAAGAAACAAUCAAAUUUUAUAAAACCAACAACAAUUAACAUAUUAACACCAUCAUUAAUGUUGUCGACAUCGACAUCGACGACAUCAUCAUCAUCACCAGUAAAAAAUAAAUUGAUAAAUAAAGUAAACUUUCAUAUGAAUGGUAAAUUGAGAUCAAUAAAAUCGGAACCAUAUCUUCAUCAAAUGAAAGCUGAAGUGAACAAUGGUAACAAUAAGAAUAAUUAUAAUAAUCAUUCUUGUAAUGAUAUCAAAGCCUCUACAGAACAGAAAGCUCCAAUCAAUAAUAACUUGAAAAUAAAUGGUCAUGAAAUUGAUGAUGAUGAAUCAGAUUCAUGUUUAAUUUAAUCAACAAAAGAAAUCAUAAAUAAUGAUUACAUAAUUAUAAAAAGUAUUUCAGUGAAAU
Schistosoma bovis is the source of this 3677-nucleotide messenger RNA. The record is from the annotation of a GenBank genome assembly. NCBI's taxonomy places the organism in Eukaryota, Metazoa, Platyhelminthes, Trematoda, Strigeidida, Schistosomatidae.